CUCCGCCCUCCGUUUCUCCAGCCCGGCAGCCGCGGAGGUCGCUGCAGGCUUUCUCUCCCGCUGCCUCCGCCACGCCAUGGAGAAGAGCUCGAGUUGCGAGAGUCUUGGCUCCCAGCCGGCAGUAGCAUGUCCACCCAGCGUGGAUUCCCUGUCCAGGCUAUAAGCUACUUGAGGACAAGGAUCGUAUUCAUCUUCAUAUCACCAGCAUUAAACACAGACCCUGCCUGUCAGAGUUAACGCGUUAAGAGCCAUUGACAUUUGAAGAUCAUCAGAAGUGAAGAUAAAACAUCUCAAAAAUUAUAAUUGCUUCUACUUCUCAUUCAGAGAAUUCAGUGCAUACAAAAUCAGCUUCUGUUGUAUCAUUGGAUUCCAUAUCAACUUCUGCAGAGAACUUUUCUCCUGAUUUGAGGGUCCUGAGGGAGUCUAACAAAUUAGCAGAAAUGGAAGAACCACCCUUACUUCCAGGAGAAAAUAUUAAAGACAUGGCCAAAGAUGUAACUUAUAUAUGUCCAUUCACUGGUGCUGUACGAGGAACUGUUACGAACUACAGGUUAUAUUUCAAAAGCAUGGAACGGGAUCCCCCAUUUGUUUUAGAUGCUUCUCUUGGUGUUAUAAGUAGAGUAGAAAAAAUUGGUGGUACUUCUAGUCGAGGUGAAAACUCUUACGGACUUGAAACUGUGUGCAAGGAUAUUCGGAACUUACGGUUUGCUCAUAAACCUGAGGGGUGAACAAGAAGAUCUAUACUUGAGAAUCUAAUGAAAUAUGCAUUUCCUGUCUCUAAUAACCUGCCUCUUUUUGCUUUUGAGUACAAAGAAGUAUUCCCUGAAAACGGGUGGAAGCUAUAUGACUCUCUUUUAGAGUAUAGAAGGCAGGGAAUUCCAAAUGAAAGCUGGAGAAUAACAAAGAUAAAUGAACGGUAUGAGCUUUGUGAUACAUACCCUGCCCUCUUGGUUGUGCCGGCAAAUAUUCCUGAUGAAGAAUUAAAGAGAGUGGCAUCCUUCAGAUCACGGGGCCAUAUCCCAGUUUUAUCAUGGAUUCAUCCUGAAAGUCAAGCCACAAUCACUCAGUGCAGCCAGCCCAUGGUAGGGGUAAGUGGGAAGCGAAGCAAAGAAGAUGAAAAAUACCUUCAAGCCAUUAUGGACUCCAAUGCCCAAUCUCAUAAAAUGUUUAUAUUUGACGCCCGGCCAAGUGUUAAUGCUGUUGCCAAUAAGGCAAAAGGUGGAGGUUAUGAAAGUGAAGAUGCCUAUCAAAAUGCAGAACUAGUUUUUCUAGAUAACCACAAUAUCCAUGUUAUGAGAGAAUCUUUACGAAAACUGAAGGAGAUUGUGUAGCCCAACAUUGAGGAGACCCACUGGUUGUCUAACUUGGAAUCUACUCACUGGCUAGAGCAUAUUAAGCUUAUUCUCGCAGGGGCUCUUAGGAUUGCUGACAAAGUAGAGUCAGGAAAGACGUCUGUGGUAGUCCACUGCAGUGAUGGCUGGGAUCGCACAGCUCAGCUGACCUCCCUGGCCAUGCUCAUGUUGGAUGGAUACUACCGAACCAUCCAAGGAUUUGAAGUCCUUGUGGAGAAAGAGUGGCUAAGCUUUGGCCAUCGAUUUCAGCUUAGACUUGGCCAUGGAGAUAAGAACCAUGCAGAUGCAGACAGAUCACCUGUUUUUCUUCAGUUUAUUGACUGUGUCUGGCAAAUGACAAGACAGUUUCCUACAGCAUUUGAAUUCAAUGAAUAUUUUCUCAUUACCAUUUUGGACCACCUAUAUAGCUGUUUGUUUGGAACAUUCCUCUGUAACAGUGAACAGCAGAGAGGAAAAGAGGAGCCCAUUCACAACAGACAUAAAGAACUUCUUGCUAAACGAGCAGAGCUUCAGAAGAAAGUAGAGGAAAUACAGAGAGAAAUUUCCAACCGAUCAACCUCAUGCUCGGAGAGAGCCAGUUCUCCUGCACAGUGUGUCAUUCCUGUACAGACUGUUGUGUGAGAGGACUACUGGAUGGGGCCAUCGGUCAUCGCCAUGAACUCUGAUUACAAUGGCAGCUUCAUGAAGAGAAAGUUUCUGAAUAUAGAACCCAUCUGUGAGAGAACUUAAGUCACUUUAUUUAUUUUAAAUCUCUCUAGGAUGUGUUUAGAACUGUAGCAGUGCAGGGGUUUAAGUGAAAUAACCCCACAUGUAAUUACAUGAUUAUGACACUAAUCUUACAAGUCACCCAAAGAAUAUUAAAAUGCUUCAGUCCUGGAUCCACAGUGGGAACAAUUUUCUGAUUUUAAAAGGAAAAUGCUGUCUCAGAAAUUUUGGUGUAUGGUAAAAUCAAAACACAAACUACUUCAGAAAUAUACUUCUUGAUGGAAGAGCACUCAUUGCACAGAAGGAGGAGCAACAGUUUUCAAACCAAACCAAUACUGGCAUUUCAUGGCAUUGUACAUACUGGGCCUCAGUGUCAUAAUCAAGAUCAUUUGAUGCUCCUUUCCCCAUCAUGGGUUUUUCCUUUU
Physeter macrocephalus (sperm whale) is the source of this 2482-nucleotide messenger RNA. Its product is annotated as myotubularin-related protein 2-like. The record is from RefSeq and is a predicted model, not a curated record. Lineage: Eukaryota; Metazoa; Chordata; Mammalia; Artiodactyla; Physeteridae. Gene Ontology annotation, biological process: phosphatidylinositol dephosphorylation. Gene Ontology annotation, cellular component: membrane; cytoplasm. Gene Ontology annotation, molecular function: phosphatidylinositol-3-phosphate phosphatase activity; phosphatidylinositol-3,5-bisphosphate 3-phosphatase activity.